Messenger RNA from Miscanthus lutarioriparius, 417 nucleotides. The record is from the annotation of a GenBank genome assembly. Lineage: Eukaryota; Viridiplantae; Streptophyta; Magnoliopsida; Poales; Poaceae.
AUGGCCGGGACAGGGGCGCCGGGUGGGGGCGGCGCGACGACGAUGCUGUCGUCUCCUGGUUGCCCUAGGGUUCCGGUGGAGGUGGUUGGAACCCGCGGCGCGAUGGGGCAAGAGGAGCAGGCGGACGUCGUGGAGGAACCGGCGGUGGCGGCGCCCUUGGCCGCGGUUGAGCGCGUCGUCGGCUGCGGAGAGCGGGGCGGGGGCGGGAGCCGGGCGGCGUGCGCGGGCGGGCGGCGGUUCGGCCCGGCGGUGGCGGCGCCCUCGGCCGCGGUUGAGCGCGUCGUCGGCCGCGGAGAGCGGGGCGGGGGCGGGAGCCGGGCGGCGGUUCGCGCUGGGAGCUGCGGAGGUAGGCAGUGGCGGAGCCUGAAGGGAAAUACAGAGGGGGCCAAUUUAUCAAUUGAAUCCAUAUGUAUAUAA